CUUGAUUACCGACUUAACUUUAACUUAAUACCCCGUUAAUGCCAGAACAGAUUAAUCAUCAGUUUGGAUAUCACCUUAUAAAUAUCAUUCAAUCCACAAAUCAUUCAGUUCCAUUUAUUCUUCAAAUUAAUCCUUUCAGAUAUUUCUACCACAUUCAAGAAAACGUUCAUUGUAGCAAUUAAACUCCAGUAGAAAAUCAAAGAAAUCAUCCCAAUUCAAAUCUUUUUUUUCAGUUUCUGGGUUCUUGGUGUUGUUAAGUAAUGUCUUCGAGUAGUGAUUCACAGGUUGCAGAGAGAGACCCAACAGGGCAAUACGUAAGGUACGACGAGCUGUUAGGAGAAGGGAAAUGGAAAAGAGUUUACAAAGGAUUUGAUGAGUUUAAUGGUAUAGAAAUUGCUUGGAGCGUCGUAGUUGUAAGAGAUAUAUUAUUAUACUCUGCUUCUGAUAUUUGGCAUUUGAUUGCAGAAGCUGAAUUGAUGAAGUUGUUAGAUCAUGAAAAUAUAGCGAAAUGCUAUCAUUUUUGGAUUGAUUAUGAAAACAGUAAACUUCACUUGAUUACUGAGUUUUUUUCAUCUGAGACUCUGUUACACUACAUCGUCAAACAUGGUCCUGUAAAUCAUACAUCAAUCAAGAAUUGGUGUAGACAGAUUCUUGAAGGGUUGGAUUAUCUUCACACUCUUGAUCCACCGAUUGCUCAUCGUGAUGUUAAGUUAAUGAACAUCUUUGUUGAUGGAAAUUCUGGGAUUGUUAAACUUGGUGAUUUUUGUUCCGCCAAGUUAAUUGAACCAGGGAGUAGGGAACACAGUUAUUAUGGUUCAUCACCGUUCAUAGCACCAGAAAUUUACCGAGGAAAUUAUAAUGAGAUGGUUGACAUAUAUGGUUUUGGGAUGUGCGUACUAGUGAUGAUCACUCGAGAAAUCCCUUACACAGAAUGCAGAAACCAGGAUGAGUUCUACGCAAAGGUUAAGAACGGUGUAAAGCCUGACAUACUAAACAACGUGACAGACCCACAGAUUAAGCAGUUUCUUGAGAUGUGUUUUGCUCCUGCAUCUAUCAGACCCACUGCAAUUGAGCUUCUGAAUCACCCGUUUCUUGCAGUUGUGAGUCAAGCCGAGUCAAGUACGAGUCAAGCCGAGUUAAGUGUGAGUCAAGUCACGAGUGCUCAGGUGGAUGGGUUAAUGCAGGUUGUGAAGGAGAUGAAGUGUGGGGACAAGAUAUUUAAACUACAAGGGAGUAAGAAGCGCAAUGUUAUUGCACCAAUGAGUUUGAGUAUUAGUUAUAAUGUUGAAAAUAAGAUGAAGUUUGAGUACCCAAUGGCAAUUGAAACAGGUAACAUUGAUGAGUUUGUCAAGGAGAAGAUUGCUACACAAAUGAAUUUGACAACUGAAGAUGGUGAAGUGGCUACUGAGAUAAUAAAAGAACUAAGAACAGAGCUACUGUCUCAACCUAAUACUGUUGAUAAUCAGAAGUUGAUGUCAGAGGAAUUAUCAGAUUAUAAUAUUGGGAACUUAUUUGCUGAGAAUCCUUCUGAUGCCAGGCCGACGACACAUGAGAUAUUGAUUGAGUCCAUGGGAGAUGGAGAUGAAGCUGAGGCUGAGAAUAAUAAUGGAAUGCUUAGUUGCUUAGGGAAGUUGCUGUCAUCCGUUUGCAGCAACCCAUAGCCCUAAUUUUGCAUGUACUUACUAUAUAGUUAGCAAUACAAUUUUGUUGAAUAUAUGGUUUAAUCUUUUGUUUGUGUUUCUGGUUAUGUAAUUUGGAGAUGCUAGUUUAAUUUCAAGUACUCGAUCAGUAGAAAAGUGAAUAAUUUCGUCUA
Messenger RNA from Spinacia oleracea (spinach), 1813 nucleotides. RefSeq names its product probable serine/threonine-protein kinase WNK11. Gene Ontology annotation, biological process: protein phosphorylation. Lineage: Eukaryota; Viridiplantae; Streptophyta; Magnoliopsida; Caryophyllales; Amaranthaceae. Bases 261 to 1661 code for a protein of 466 amino acids. Gene Ontology annotation, molecular function: protein kinase activity; ATP binding. The transcript has a single exon. The record is from RefSeq and is a predicted model, not a curated record.